AUGGUCACCGGAAUCGGAGCCACCGCGCAACAGGUCGCCGGUUCUCCGGCCACCACGCAGAUCCCACCGGCCGAGCCGGUGAAACGCUCCAGCGAUAAUCGACGGAGCAAUAAACCGAUCAUGGAAAAGCGGCGCCGGGCUCGCAUCAACAACUGCCUGAACGAGCUGAAGACGCUGAUCCUCGACGCCAUGAAGAAAGACCCCGCACGUCACUCGAAGCUUGAAAAAGCCGACAUCCUGGAGAUGACGGUGAAGCAUCUCGAGAACCUGCAGCGCCAACAGAGCGCUAUGUCGCAGGCAACCGACCCGUCAGUGGUGAACAAGUUCAAGGCCGGUUUCAACGAGUGCGCCCAAGAGGUGGGUCGUUUCCCAGAGAUGGAUCCGCACGUGAAACGCCGUCUGUUGCAACAUCUUAGCAACUGCAUCAACGGCAAAUCGGACCUACCCAAGCGUCAUCACCAUCAUCAGCAACAGCAGCCACCCCAACAUAUUCUGCCGUCCCCGCCGAGCUCACCCGAGCAACAUGGCCACCCACUUGGCCACCCGUACGGACUGCCACCAUCCCCACUUAGCGCCAUCCAGGCCGGUAACGGUAGCGUUUACAUGGCCGGAUCGAGCGUUCAACUCAUCCCCACCAAGCUCCCGAAUGGUGGUAUUGCGUUCGUCCUGCCUACUACGGCCGCCCAAGCCCAGCAACAGCAUCAGCAGCUCCAGCAACUGCAGCAGCACCAACAACUCCAGCAGCAGCAGCAGCAACAACCACCCGUACCUCUACUCGUGCCCAUCCCGAGCCGCACCGCCUCGACAGGAUCAGCAUCUUCGAGCCAAUCUGGUUCGUCCUCGCUGUACGAUCGUGUCCCGCGUGAACAUGCUACUGCAUCACCGUACCACGCACCUCCCAGCCCUGCCAACUCCCACUACGAACCUAUGGAGUGCCACCAGCAGUCCUCGGCUUCCUCGUCGGCGUCCUCUUCGUCGUCGUCCUUCAGCAGCCCCGACAGUCCGCUCUCGCUCGUCAUGAAGAAACCGUACCAUGAUGACGAUGAUGAUCACGAGAUGAAGCAGGACGAUGACGGCAAACCAUGGCGCCCCUGGUAAACCACCCACUCGGGAGGGCGGGCGAACAGGAGUCAUUCAACACAACAGUACCUAACAAAAAAAAAACGCCCCACGGAGCGGACAGGUCGCUGCAGUGCAGUGGCUUUCCCUUGCGGACGGCGGAUCCUCGGGGCGCUGGUCAUGCGAUUUUUCGUCAACUCAUGGAAAAUCUCAUGCACCGAAAUGGCCUCGCGGUUAUGUGAGGAGAAGGAUGCGUGCAUGUGUGUGUGUGUGUGUGCGAGUACGGGUGUGUGAGCCACAUCCCGGCGAAUCGUGAUGCUGUGAAUAACUUUUAAGGACCAAUGGGCCAGGACACAGUGCGACCAGAAAGCUUUACGCGUGCGUGUGUUUGUUUGUGUAUGUGUGCGGCCAAGGAUGUUGUGUUUUCCAUUAUCGUUUUUUUUACCUCCAAAAAACCGCAGCUUCGUGUGAUGAUUAGCUUCGUUCGCGUGGUAGGGCUUUAGUUUAGGCACGGGGUUGGGACAAGAACCAAAACGUCAACGAUGCGACAAAAAUCACCAACGUCUUCCGAAGUGAGAUCAGCCGUGGCACGCGCGUGAAAACGGGCUUCCAAACUUGCAACAGUGCGUGCGCUAGUUUUCUUUUUGUUUUCACUACGUGCGUGCCGCGGUCCGAUCGAGCUUUUCUUCUUUCAUUCACUUACGUUUAAAAUUUAACUUAAUUUUGAUUCGCUAAAUUAUUGCUCCCCGCGAUGGGAGGACCGAUUAGGAUGGAUUAGCUUUUUUUUUUGUGCCAGAAUUGUUUGAAAUUUGUUAGAAAAGUCGCGAAACUCCCACUGAAAUGGUAUGCGCGAGCGCAGGGAUGAUAGAAACGCUGGCAUGUUAGCUUCCCAAAAAAAAAAAACGAAACAAAAAACUCACCUGAACCGCGUUUUCAAGGUCAGCAUAGGUUUAGCGUAGCGAGUACCGUGUACGGAAGAAACCGUGAGCAAUCAUUGUAGCAAUGAGCGAUAGUUCGUAAGGCACCAAGGGAGUGAGAUGUAUUUUAUAUGCUAUUGCGUAGGAGAACGAUAUGUAUGUAUUUUAUUUUUAUAUAUUAUUGAGCAUUAGACUAGGGUCGAAGCCACUAGCUAGCGGUGUAAGUGUCCUAAAGAAUCCUAUGUAUAAAAACAGAAGCGCUAUUUUUAAUAUAAAACAGAAAAUCCUAGCACACACAACGACCCCCUUGAAGGGCUUGAUGUGCAUAAAUCGAAAAUAUAAAACGGUAUCAUACUGCAACAUAUGAUCAAA
Messenger RNA from Anopheles nili, 2348 nucleotides. It is a transcript of the gene hry, whose product is annotated as protein hairy. Bases 1 to 1098 code for a protein of 365 amino acids. Gene Ontology annotation, molecular function: RNA polymerase II cis-regulatory region sequence-specific DNA binding; DNA-binding transcription factor activity, RNA polymerase II-specific; protein dimerization activity. Gene Ontology annotation, cellular component: nucleus. Lineage: Eukaryota; Metazoa; Arthropoda; Insecta; Diptera; Culicidae. The record is from RefSeq and is a predicted model, not a curated record. Gene Ontology annotation, biological process: regulation of transcription by RNA polymerase II; regulation of neurogenesis; anterior/posterior pattern specification. The transcript has 3 exons.